Trematomus bernacchii (emerald rockcod) is the source of this 2980-nucleotide messenger RNA. Its product is annotated as carboxyl-terminal PDZ ligand of neuronal nitric oxide synthase protein-like. NCBI's taxonomy places the organism in Eukaryota, Metazoa, Chordata, Actinopteri, Perciformes, Nototheniidae. The record is from RefSeq and is a predicted model, not a curated record. The transcript is spliced from 10 exons. Gene Ontology annotation, molecular function: nitric-oxide synthase binding. Bases 264 to 1805 code for a protein of 513 amino acids.
UGUUGAGAUCCGUGCGUCACAGGGACCUCGGAGGCGGUGUGUUUGCUGUGCUGCCUCAGACCGUGAAGGGGUCAUCACCGAUCAGCGCCUUAAUUGAAUCAAAAAAACGCGCCGAUUGCGUGCCGAUCCACCCGGAUGACCUCCGGAGUGACGGAGGGGACAGUGCGGGGGACAGUCAGCGCCGGAGGAGAUGCGCAUAUCUGCAGGUGCUCUAGCGCUGUCGUAAAACGGGAGUCGGAGGCGAGGCAGCGAUCAUCAGAGCGAUGCCAGGGGUAACCAAGUACAAUUUAGUGGAUGACGCGCACGAUUUGAGGAUCCCCAUGCACAACGACGAGGUGUUUAAGCAUGGGGUGUGCUUCGAGGCAAAGUACAUCGGCAGUCUGGAGGUGGGUCGCCCCGGCAGCCGGAUGGAAAUCGUCGCUGCGAUGAGGAGAAUCAGAUAUGAAUUCAAACUGAAGAAUAUAAAGAAAAAGAAGGUCAACAUUGUCGUGUCCACUGAUUAUGUCAAAGUCAUCUUGCGCAAAAAGAGGAAGAGAAAAGGGUGGUCAUGGGAUGAGAAUACAGUCAUGGUGACACAGGAUCCCAUCUACAGGAUCUUCUAUGUCUCACAUGACGCCCAAGACUUGAAGAUCUUCAGUUAUAUCGCCAGAGAAGGACAGAGCAACAUUUUCCGCUGCAAUGUGUUCAAGUCAAAGAGGAAAUCCCAGGCCAUGAGGAUCGUGCGCACCGUGGGUCAGGCGUUCGAUGUGUGUCACCAGCUGACCCAGCAGCAGAAAAGCGAUGACCAGGAGGAUGAGGAGGGCAAGGCGGAGGAGUCGGAGGCGUUGCCAGCAAAGAAGAGGUUUGCAUUGUCGGAGGAGACCGACCUUGAAGCCACUACAGAGGAGAGCAUUGAAUGUGUCUCCUCGUCAGACCUGGAGAAGAGCAAAAAGGACGAGGCCCUCAGUAAUGAUGGGAAGGUGUCAGAUGACCCGUCUCUCCUGCUGAGCUCCCCCCUCCUCGGAGCCUCUGUGUCGGUUCUGUCUGCAGAGGAGGCCCCCUGCUUCUCGGAGCACCAGGUCCAUCUGCUGCAGAAACAGCUGCGUCAGCAGGAGCAGCAGGCGCUGGCUGCCUCAGAGCAGGUCCAUCUACUGCAGGACCAGCUGUCGGGGGAGGUGUGUGCGCGGACUGAAACGCAGGCCAGGGUGCAGAGGCUGCUGCUGCAGAACACCGACCUGCUGCAACACAUCUCCCUGCUGGUCAAACAGAUACAGGAGCUGGAGCUCAAAGCUGCAGGCCACUUAACAUCUAUGGGCUCCCAGGACAGUCUUCUGGAGAUCACUUUCCGCACCAAACCACCCAGCUCUUCUUUAUCGAUGGGCUCUUUUGCAGCUCAAUCCCAGGUCCAGAUUAUUGACAGCCCCUGGUUCUCCUCCCUCCCCGGGCCCUGCUCUCCUGGCACCCUGUGCACCGACACCAGCCCUCUGGGGUUCCCCGGCAGUGGAGUUCGCCUUGAGUGCUUCCGCUUCUCCUCCCGCCAGCCGGACAGCCAGGAGCAGGUCCAGGACUCGGGGGAGACCCCCAGCGACGGAGGCCCGGACGACUACUCGCCGCUGGGGGAACAGGUCCUGGGAGCUCUGGAGCUGCUCCGGUUCAGGGAGUCGGGUAUCGGGUCAGAGUAUGAGUCGAACACAGAUGAGAGUGAUGACCGGGACAGUUUGGGGCAGGGGGAUGCAGUGGGGGGGGCUGACGGUGCUGCUCGUCUCUUAAACGUGCUGAACGCAGAAAGUCUACCGGACUGCUUAGGGGAUGAGAUGGCGGUGUAGUGGCGCUCUUAUGCCUCGGUGCCACAUUUAUCUCUGUAAAUAUGCAAGUCGCCAGAAAGUAAAACCAUUUUGAAACCUCCGUAAUUCCCAAUGUGUUUGCAAAAUAACUCCUUCAGAUCUUUUCUGGUCAGGAAGUUAACUUCAAGAACAAUGAAAAAUGGGAACUUUUGCAACAGUUUUUGGACAGGCCGCACACACUGUAUGCCACAUGUUAGCAUCAAAUGCUAACUUCCUGUGGUAUUAGCGAAUGAGUUAACAGGCUAUUUCAUUCAAUUCAGUUGCUUCACUACUGUAUGUUGGAAGUCACAUUUUUGAAAAUUGACAUUGUAUAUUGAACCAUUAACUAAUGGAGAUAGUUUACCACAUUGUAAGUUUUAGUAAUGUUAUUUGCCUAAAUGUAUGAUUAGCAAAGCCUACACUUCUCAAAUUGAUUUUAAAUGAAAGUACAAUAAUUCCCUAUUUAAUUUAUUUGCAGUUAUCAGUCAGUAAUGCUCCAGAUGCUUUUUCUGUUACACCGGACAGGGAAAAUUGUGCAGCAGUUGCAGUUCUAUCAAUCUGUACGACAUGUAUUUUCUGGUGUUGAACACUAAGGGGCGUUCUCCGUAUACUGUAUCUAAUUACGGACUCAAAACCAAACUGUGUGGGAACAUGGCUGCACAAAGCAGCAUUGCACUUAUCCACCACCCCAAUGGGAAACAGAUGCAAUCAUGUAUUGUGACAUCAGUAAAAUACAUCAUCGACAUAGCACUACUCUUCUGUUCCGGUUUGCUACUUCCUGUGAACUGAGAAAAUGUUCCAUGCCUGAAAGUAUGUUUUGCUCUGUUGCUGCUUUUAAGACCAAAACAUGUAUUUUCAGAUAAGAAUUUGGCACAGUGCAGCCCUUUUCAAAACUUGGACUGUAUAUUAGUAUAAUCUCUGUGGUGUUUCAUGCUCCGCCUUUCCGAAGAUCUCUGCUUUCUGUUAGUAAGUGUUGCAUACUGUGUGCUGGUCAGUUUGGUUCCUUGAUUCGCUGGGCUUGUUACACUGUGGUUGUGUCUGUGUUUAUGAAGUUGUGACAUAUUCGGCACCAAUGUGGUCAUUUUUGCUGUUCACCCAAUGAAGAUUUUUGAGGAAAAGUCUAUCUGGAUAUGCUAACACAUUUUUUGAGACAAUUAAAAACUGUGCUUGUCAUGACA